Molecule: messenger RNA, 1636 nt
Organism: Xyrichtys novacula (pearly razorfish)
Lineage: Eukaryota; Metazoa; Chordata; Actinopteri; Labriformes; Labridae
Source: the annotation of a GenBank genome assembly
AUGCUGGUGGCUGGGACUGUGUCGGUCAACUCCUCAGGUACCAGAUAACUCAACUCCCUAUGAAUUCAAACUUGUGGGCUUUGAUCUAAUGCUUUAAAACUGCAGUAAUCAAGAUUUUUGGUAUAAACAGAAAAUACUGACUGUAUGGAUUGAAAGUAUCUGCAUUAUCCAUCGAACACACGAAUUAUCACCGAACUCUUCAGUGUCCCUGAUCCUUAAAGAGCCUUUUAGUUUUUUAGCUCGUUGUUUUGUUUGUAAAUUUUACUUUUAAUGCUCCAUCUGUUUUUCCCAAAAUCUGUGAUACAACCAGCUCUGAAUGUAACAUUUUUGGCUGACAAAGCCUGGAAAAUGUUGUUGCUUCUUUAAAGUGCAUCCCUUGUCAGUGUUUAUUUGUCAACAUCAGUUAUUGCAGUAUUAAAAAUUUUGGUUCUGUUGCAGGGACACAAAUCUUACUGAAAGAUACCUCCAUCAUGCCAGACAUCCCCGGACUCCCUGCACUUCUCACCAUGCUCUUCACCCCUAUAAUGGAGCUAUGGUAAGCAGACUUAGAACAUUACAACCCAAAGAAAGUAAAAAAAAAAAAAAAAAGACUGCAGCAUUGAAAUUUUACUCCCCAUUUUCAUAGCACUAAUGAAGAAGGGACCUGCUACAUCGGCGCCCUCUGUGGCUUGGGCUGGAACAGCCAAACACAGAAGGGCAUCCUACCUGAGAAUGACAUUGAGCUCGCCUUCGAUGUCAAGUUUGAUGCUGAAGAUAUCAUCCAGGUAAGUCAUCACCAGGACGACUCCAGUGCAUUAAACUGUUUUACAAGUUAUAUGUCACCACAAGAAAUGAUAUGUUUUUUAAGCUUUACAGCUCUCUGAUGUUUUUCUGAAAGCAAAAAUAAUCCGUGAAGGAAAACAAGCACAGAGUAAAAACUAACAUCAACACCAGUUUUUGAUCAAGCUGUACUUUGUGGUACUGGCUCUGGCAUUUUAAUGAUCAGCAUGUUUUACUGCAGGGCUCUCACAUCAUGAAUCACUCUCUUUUUGUAUUACUGAUUGGUUAUUAAUUUCUUUGGCUCUCUUUAGAUCAACGCCUUGCGAGCGGCUAUAAACCGUCUGGUGUGUGAAGGUGUCAACGGCACUCUACAUCUGGGGCCCAACAAGAUCGCCCAGCUGCAGGAGGACUGCCAGGACCGCCUCAUCGGGUAGCAAACACAGAGCCACUGAAAACAGUCAUUAACAGUAUGAAUAAGAAAUGUUCAGUAUGUUUUUAUUAUGCCUUUCAGACUUUUCACCAAGUCUCCACCCAGAGAAGCUGUCACCCCUAUGGAGAAAUACCUGAUGUGGAAUCAGGUAUACACACAAUAGGGCUCCUUUUCUGUACUGUAGAUUGUCGCUUUUGUUGCUCGUUAUCCCCGCCCAUUGUUUGAUGAGUACAUUUAAACCAAGUUUAAAAGAAACUCUGUGUGUGUGUGUGUGUGUGUGUGUGUGUGUGUGUGUGUGUGUGUGUGUGUGUGUGUGUGUGUGUGUGUGUGUGUGUGUGGAACCUGCUGGCGGAUCCUGCUCUGGAGGAGCUCAAUGUUGAGCCUGGAAGCACAGGGACCAGAGAUGUUCUCUUCCAGCUACAUCCUUUUACCCCCCUCAACAGCUAA